ACUUUAUUUUAGUGUGUAAACAUGACAAGUGACAUACUUACGUUUUAUUAAAAUAGAAGGAAGCUUUUGCUGAAGCUACAAUGGAUCCUGCUUUGCUUCGGGAACGUGAAGCUUUUAAGAAAAAGGCCCUUGCUACGCCGAGUAUCGAAAAGAAGAAGAGAGAUGACUCCCAAUUUAAAGAUGACAGCAAGAAGAAAUCUAAGUCAUCAAGCUCGGUCAGCACUGGCCCGAAGCUUGAUGCCUCUAAUUACAAAACGAUGUCCGGGAGCUCCUCCUAUCGGUUUGGAGUGCUCGCCCGCAUAGUCAGACACAUGAGAGCAAGACAUCAAGAGGGAGAUGAUCAUCCACUGACUCUCGAUGAAGUCCUUGAUGAAACUAACCAGCUGGAUGUUGGCAAUAAAGUCAAACAGUGGCUACAAACAGAAGCACUCCAAAACAACCCUAAAAUAGAAUGUACUCCUGACGGAAAAUAUAAUUUUAAGCCUGUUUAUAAAAUUAAGGAUAAAAAGUCUUUAUUAAGAUUAUUAAAACAACAUGAUCUCAAAGGUCUUGGAGGCAUAUUACUGGAAGAUGUUCAAGAGUCCUUGCCUCAUUGUGAGAGGGCCCUGAAAAGCUUAGCUCAAGAAAUUCUCUACAUAACUCGACCUACGGAUAAAAAGAAAAUAUUGUUUUACAAUGACAAAACUGCAACAUUAGAUGUUGAUGAGGAAUUUGUUAAAUUAUGGCGUGCAACUGCAGUUGACGCGAUGGAUGACGCGAAAAUUGAAGAAUAUUUGGAGAAACAAGGCAUCAAAUCGAUGCAGGAUCAUGGCCCUCGAAAACCAGUGGUACCCAAGCGUAAGAAAACUGCUCAAAAGAGGAGGCAGUUCAAGAAACCAAGAGAUAAUGAGCAUUUGGCUGAUGUGCUCGAAACCUAUGAAGACAAUACUUUGACUCAAAAAGGUGUUACUAUCAAAUAAAAAAUAUAAGACAUA
Messenger RNA from Helicoverpa armigera (cotton bollworm), 974 nucleotides. It is a transcript of the gene TfIIEbeta, whose product is annotated as general transcription factor IIE subunit 2. The record is from RefSeq and is a predicted model, not a curated record. Bases 81 to 959 code for a protein of 292 amino acids. Gene Ontology annotation, biological process: transcription initiation at RNA polymerase II promoter. Gene Ontology annotation, molecular function: TFIIH-class transcription factor complex binding. Gene Ontology annotation, cellular component: transcription factor TFIIE complex. Lineage: Eukaryota; Metazoa; Arthropoda; Insecta; Lepidoptera; Noctuidae. The transcript is spliced from 6 exons.